Papilio machaon (common yellow swallowtail) is the source of this 1608-nucleotide messenger RNA. RefSeq names its product lysophospholipid acyltransferase 5 (gene nes). Gene Ontology annotation, molecular function: lysophospholipid acyltransferase activity; 1-acylglycerophosphocholine O-acyltransferase activity. Gene Ontology annotation, cellular component: membrane. NCBI's taxonomy places the organism in Eukaryota, Metazoa, Arthropoda, Insecta, Lepidoptera, Papilionidae. Gene Ontology annotation, biological process: phosphatidylcholine biosynthetic process; lipid modification. The transcript has 4 exons. The record is from RefSeq and is a predicted model, not a curated record. Bases 138 to 1592 code for a protein of 484 amino acids.
UUGAUUGCUAUUGCUUCGUACUCGACGGUAUCAUAUUUUACAUAUUUCUUUGUUAUCACUAUAGGAAGCAACAAUGCUAGAGAAUUAACAACUGUAGAUUAUUUGAACCAUAUAAUUAUUGAUAUUAAAGGAACAAUAUGUUUGGACUAUUUCUCUCUGUGUUAAGCUGGGUAGGGCUCAGCCCUGUCCCAUUUCUUGCCAAUAUAUUAAACACAACUGAGCCAGCUUUGAGACUAUUGAUAUCGAUUUUAUUGGGUUAUCCUUUGGGUAUUAUUUACCAUAAAUAUGUACGAAAAUACCCUGAAUACAGGAACCUUUACUUUGUUAUUACUGGUGCAGACAUAGCAUUGUACAACUUUGGAAAAGCUAUAAUACACAACACUAUACCAGCACUCAUGAUAUACUUUACUACAUAUAUGUUUGGACCUGGCAAAUUGAAUGUGAUUAUAACAUUUGUUUUCAACAUGACAUAUCUUAUUGUUGGUUACAUAAUGACAGAAUCGGAAAACUAUGAUAUUACAUGGACAAUGCCUCACUGUGUGUUAACUUUGAAGCUCAUUGCCUUGUCAUUUGAUCUAUGGGAUGGACAAAAACUUUUGAAAGGUGCAGAAUUAUCAGAAAAUAGUAAAAAAACAGCACUCCGUGUAAAUCCUUCAUUAUUGGAACUGAUUGGGUUUGUGUACUUCCCUGCUUGUUUUCUUGUUGGACCUAUAUUCUCUUUUAAACGAUAUUCCGACUUUUUGUCUGAAAGAUUCCCAUUCGAUAAGGAAAUUGUGAAUACAAAACAUAUUUAUGAGACCAAAGCUAUGAAGAGGCUAAUACAGGGCAUAGCAUACUUAGCGGCAUUUCAAGUUGGAGGGUCCGUUUUUAAUGUGAAAUACAUGUUAUCCGAUGAGUUUUGGGAGACGUCAAUAUUUUACAGACACUUUUAUUGUGGUUUGUGGGCUCACUUUGCACUCUACAAAUACAUCUCCUGUUGGCUGCUAACUGAAGCAUCCUGCAUCAGAAUUGGUAUUUCAUACAAUCGUGCAGAUGAAACACCAGGUAAGUUAUCUAAUUGGGACGGCUGCAGCAACAUCAAAUUGCUGUGCUUUGAGGGUGCAACGAAAUUCCAACAUUAUAUUGAUAGCUUCAACUGUAAUACAAAUCAUUUUGCUGCCGAGUACAUAUACAAACGCCUAAAGUUCUUAGGUAACCGUAAUCUGAGUCAACUGUUCACUCUAUUCUUCCUAGCUCUGUGGCAUGGCACUAGAUCAGGUUACUAUGUUACCUUUUUCAAUGAAUUCAUUAUUAUUUACAUGGAAAAAGAAUUUGAAAGUAUAAUAAGCAAAACUGCAAUUUAUCAUGAAAUGUGGCAGAAUAAAUUUGCCAGAUACAUUUUAUAUGUUAUUCUGAAAACAUAUACGAUUGUGUUUAUGGGUUGGAGCUUGGUUCCAUUUGAUGUAAAAAUAAUAUCAAAAUGGUGGUCUAUAUAUUCCAGCCUUUAUUUUUCUGGUUUUGUUAUAUUCUUGCCAUGGGGUUUUGCUUAUAAACCCCUACUCUUAUGGUCUCUAAAAUAUUUUAAUGUAAGAAAAGUGACUAAAAAUGAAUAAAGUCAUGUUUAUAAAG